Paramormyrops kingsleyae is the source of this 915-nucleotide messenger RNA. RefSeq names its product transmembrane protein 238. NCBI's taxonomy places the organism in Eukaryota, Metazoa, Chordata, Actinopteri, Osteoglossiformes, Mormyridae. The record is from RefSeq and is a predicted model, not a curated record.
CUUUCCUCCACCACUCCCGGUGGACAGGUAGCGCUAGGCUCCUACACCUGGUCCGACACACCUGGAGCGACAGGCAGCUUUUCUAGGGAGUUCGGCCAGAAAAACAUCAGUCUGAGCAUGCAUUGCGAAUGAGCGCCGUCAUUAACGCUACCUGGGGGACAAAGAGGACCAUAUUUUAUCCGUCGCACCUGUCCCCGACAUGGAGACUGCAAUUCGGGGACUCGGGCGCUGCUCCUGCGCCUUUUGGCUUGCGGUGGUCUUUGAUGUGUUUGGGCUCAUCGUCCUUCUGGUGGGAGUUUUCGCCGACUUGUUUUUCUACGAUUUCCUCAUUUACGCUGGCGCUAUCAUCAUCUUCCUGAGCCUCGUCUGGUGGGUUUUCUGGUACACGGGCAACAUCGAAGUCCCGCCGGAGGAUCUGGAGGACGACGUGGGCUUGCUGAAAAAGGACAGGGGCAUCGACGCCUUGGUGCGCAGACUGUCGAGUCGCCUGUCCAACGGGAUCAGGAGUUCCUUCCGAGGGAACAGGAGGGGCGACCAGCCUGUAACAGUGCCCACACGGGGUGGGGGUAGCAGGGGGCAAAUACCAGUGACUCUCCCUAUGGCUCCGCAGGAAGGUCUACACACCGUGUCUGCAGGCGUACGGAACCAAGCAGCAUCUCCGUCGCACAGGACUACAGAAACUUCGGCCAUCUGAUCAUUUAAAAAAGUUUUUAACGGUCGUUUUUAUCACCUUGAUAAAAGGAAGAAGAAGUCAUUUGGAUCCCGCAUUGCAACCUACGCACGCCACGUGCCAGUAAACGAGUCUGAUAACCCCGCACCUGGCCUCUCUUCCUCAGUAAUCCUCUUAACCUGUUUACAAGUACUUUAAAUUUAUGUGAAAUACCAGUGAAUUUUCUAUAAUUUGUCUGCAAACAG